UUAGUGAAGCGUCCUGAUCACACAUCCGGUGUCAUGGCUGCCACCCUAGCAAACGCGUGGACUCUGUAGAGUUUUUACUUACGGACUUUUCUCAAAUCUGAUCCAAAUCAGUCUGUCAUUUCAUUAUUUAUUUGUAAUAUUACCCUGGGAAGCCAUGGCGGAGGCCAUAUCGGAGAAAACCAGUGGACUGUCAUUCGCAGAGCAGCAAAUGCUUCGGCAUGGAUGGCAACCAGGAAAGGGUCUGGGUCGGUUAGAAGAUGGAAUGUCUGAGCCAGUCAAAGUCAAAGUGAAGACUGACAAAGGAGGGGUUGGCCAUAAGCUGAGCGAUCAGUUCACAUUCAAUUGGUGGGAUCAUGUUUUCAAUAAGGCUUCCACAAACCUGUCAGUUGAAUCUGGUCAGGAUGGAGUAACGAUGAAGAAAGUCAAGGAUGAAGAGGAGGAGGGGAUGAUCUCGAACAAGAGGCCACUCAAGGCUAAACUGGCCAAAAACAUGCAAUAUGGAUGCUUCGUCAAGUCAGCCACUCUUCUGUCUGGUGAAGUGCAGCCUGAGCAGAGAGCAUCAGGUUCAGAUGACAGCAGCGACUCCGAUGACGAUGAUCGGAAACUUGACCUCUCCUCUGCCACCAAUUUAUCUGAUGCGGAGCUGUUGAAAAUCUGUGGAGGAAGGACCGCUCACAAGGGUGCCAGACACGGCUUGACCAUGAGUGCCAAGCUGGCCCGGCUGGAGCAGCAGGAGCAGGAGUUCCUGGCCAAGUACGGCAAGAAGGCCACGCCGGCAUCGUCAUCAGCCGCCCCUUCCCCAGCCCCCAGCCCCAUCCCCGUCUCAGCACCACAGAGCCCCAGCGGAGCAGACGACGACAACAACAACGGUGGCAAUGAUGAUGGUGACAAGGACGUCCCCAAAAAGACCAAGCGCAAGAAAGAGAAGAAAAGGAGAACUGAGGAGGCUGAAGCUGAGAUGCCAGAUUCUACCACGAAUGGAGACGUCAAAGAGACUCCUGACAUCCCUGAUGGUGGACAGAAAGAGAAGAAGAAGAAAAAGAAGAAGAGUUCCAAAGAGGAAGUAGAUGCCGAUGCAGACAACAGUCCUCCUGUGGAAGCUCCUUUGGAGUACCAGGAGAUCGAUGAUGCUCAGCCAAAGAAAAAGAAGAAGAAGAAGAAGAAAAGUCACCAGGAGGUGCUGGAGAAUGGGUGUGAGGAGGACACCACGACUCCAUCAACAGAAGAACCUGUAGCUGUGGAUGAUCAUUCUUCGAGCAUGAAUGGGGAUUGUGAAAAGCCAUCCAAAAAGAAGCGCUCAAAGAAGGGGAUAACAAACGGGGUGGACUCUGUUGUGAAUGGACAAAAUGCAGACGUUGCUAACAAGUGUGAGAGAGACUCUAAGGUCUCGGGAGCAGGUACGGAGGACUGUGUUUUAAAUCAGGAGACAUCCAUAGAUGCAGACUCCACGAAGACCAAGAAAAAGAAGAAGAAAAAGAGCAAAGAGAACAUUGUCACACUCUGCCAGGAGGGAGAGAGACAGAGCGAAGAUCUCCAAGAAGUACGGUCAGAUGUCCUCAUGGAUGGAGAAGAGGGAAGCACAGAUGUAAAGAGCAAAUCUAAGAAAAGAAAAGCAGCUGGACUAAACAACACUGAUUGUAAUGAAGGUGGGGACAUGAGUGUGAAGAUAAGAAAAAAAGCAAAGCGGAAAGAAUGAAAAAAUUGUGAAUCUCUGAACAGAUGCAUCUUACACCUCUUGAUUAGGGGUGUAACGGUACACAAAAAUCACGGUUCGGUACGUACCUCGGUUUUAAGGUCACGGUUAAGUACAUUUUCGGUACAGUAUAUGGGAACAAAAUAGAAAA
Messenger RNA from Engraulis encrasicolus (European anchovy), 1844 nucleotides. RefSeq names its product G patch domain containing 4 (gene gpatch4). Gene Ontology annotation, molecular function: nucleic acid binding. Lineage: Eukaryota; Metazoa; Chordata; Actinopteri; Clupeiformes; Engraulidae. The record is from RefSeq and is a predicted model, not a curated record. The coding region runs from base 155 to 1696 and encodes 513 amino acids. Gene Ontology annotation, cellular component: nucleolus. The transcript is spliced from 7 exons.